Molecule: messenger RNA, 644 nt
Organism: Falco peregrinus (peregrine falcon)
Lineage: Eukaryota; Metazoa; Chordata; Aves; Falconiformes; Falconidae
Gene: UCN3
Product: urocortin 3
Exons: 1
Coding region: 1-471 (156 amino acids)
Biological process (GO): adenylate cyclase-activating G protein-coupled receptor signaling pathway; hormone-mediated signaling pathway; digestion
Cellular component (GO): extracellular region
Molecular function (GO): corticotropin-releasing hormone receptor 2 binding; hormone activity
Source: RefSeq, a predicted model, not a curated record
AUGGCCCACACCAGGCUGCUGCUCCUCCUUGCCCUCCUCUGUGCUGCCGAGACUGGCCAAGCUCUCCACCUCUACAGCGCCGCCUCUAUCUUCAGCUGCCUCAAUGCAGCCCUUGCUGAAGCCCAGAAGAGCCGCCCAGAAGAAAACACCAUCUUGGACAAGCGCAGUUUCGACUUGCCAUCGCCAGAGGAGGUGUCAGAUGAGGAGGUGGGGGAGGAUGCGGUGGAUGAAGAGAUGGGGAAAAGGACGUUCCCAGGGGAAGGCCAUUACAAAUAUGUCUCCCAGGCACAGGUAAAGGGGAAGACGUACCAAAACCGGGCCAAGAGCGACCGCCGCACCAAGGUCACCCUCUCCCUCGACGUCCCCACCAACAUCAUGAACAUUCUCUUCAACAUCGCCAAAGCCAAGAACUUGCGGGCAAAGGCCGCCGCCAAUGCUCACCUCAUGGCCCAAAUCGGGCGGCGGAAGUGACCCCCCACAGGGCAGGGGGGACUCAGAGCUGGGCUGGCUGCAAGGGGCCACCACCUGGCCCCAGCUUGCUGGCCAGACAGGACUGAUGGCCGUGUACGAUAUCAGUGUUGUAUAUUUUUGACCCAUAGAGCUACCUAACUUUCAUACCUCUUCUUCCUCCUUCUCUCCUUCCU